CCAGGAUGGGAUCGAGAUUUGGCUAUAGCCGACGUGGACGUCUGCACACCUUUGCAUAUUCAUUCCUCUUCCUCUUCCCCGGCACAAUCUGCUGCCAGGCCAGGCACAUUGGGGAAGUCCGAUGCAUGCUGACUCUAUCCCGACUCGGCACAAGUCAAUUGCAAUUGAGCAUGUUGGCUGACGAUCCCUGCCAAAACUCUCAGAAACCCACCGAGUACGAAUAGUCAUGC
This is a messenger RNA of Ilyonectria robusta, 230 nucleotides long. RefSeq lists its product as uncharacterized. The record is from RefSeq and is a predicted model, not a curated record. Bases 6 to 224 code for a protein of 72 amino acids. The transcript has a single exon. Lineage: Eukaryota; Fungi; Ascomycota; Sordariomycetes; Hypocreales; Nectriaceae.